CGGUGCCAGGUGUGUUUUUAAUAUUGUUUUUUAAUUUGUCUUCAGGUGUUCAGAACCGGAAAUACUCCAUCGUCACAUAGACGCUGGGUGUACUCUUUUUUUUCCCCCAACGAUCAUUUACCAAAUGUUGACCGCAGACCACGCUCAUUGUCCAGCGUUUCCUGUGCAGGAACUCGCCGGGCAAGUUAUUUGCGGGCUGGUAUCGAUCAGCCGAAGCCGCUGCCGCGCGGACGCCGCGUCUUUGGGGACGACCCUGAGCGCUCGCCUUCUGCUCGCUUCUUCCCACCGCCGCUCACAGCGAUGAGGUCCGUCGCCGCGCUCCUCGUCUUCUCCUGCGGGCUCGGGUUUAUUGCGUGUAAGCCGCCGUCGUCCUGCGCGAGAGGACAGUUCCUGCUGAAGAGCCAGUGCGUCCUCUGUCAUCCCACCUGCGCGGAGUGCGUCGGACACGAGCUGUUUGAAUGCGCAACCUGUGGAGUUGAUGAAGAUGGGCAGGAGCGGUUCCUUCACCAAGGUCGCUGCCGGACACACUGCCCUCGAGGACUCUACCCCGACAGGAGCCGCUACACCUGCCUGCCCUGCAUCGCCAAUUGUGAACUCUGCACAGACGGCAACAUAUGCGCCAAAUGUCGGGAGAAGCACAAGCUGCAGAACGGGGUGUGCCAAGCGGCGUCGUGCCACACAGGGCAGGUACAGGACCCUGAUACAGGCGAGUGCAUCGACUGUGAAAAGGGCUGCCGGACGUGUUCCACAGAAGACCCUGAGAUCUGCAACAGCUGCGUUGAAGGUUACUUCCUGUUCAGACAUCAGUGUCGCAGGCACUGCCCACAGAGCACCUUUGAGGAUCCGGACAGGGGUGUGUGUCUGUCCUGCCCGACGCCAUGCACUGACUGCAGGAGUAACACACAGUGCCUCGCCUGCCAGUCUGGAUACUUUCUCAACGGAGGCGAGUGUGUUAAACAGUGUCCACAGCAAACCUUCAGUGACUCCAGCGGGUGGCGCUGUCUGCCGUGCCACAGCUCCUGUCAGACCUGUCAGGGACCUCGCUCCACGGACUGCGGCCUCUGUCCUGGUGGGAACCGCCCUCUGCACGGACAGUGCCCCCAGGUCAACUGCCCCCUGGGGCAGUACUUUGACGGGAAGUACGGCGAGUGUCUUGCGUGUGCAGCAUCCUGUAAGACGUGCUUCGGCCCGCAAACUCUGGAUUGUUCCACGUGCUUUAACGGUUUGUUCCUGGACCAGGACAGUUCAUGCGUGGAGCAGUGUCCUUCUGGCUCCUACGCAAACGCGGCCACUCAGCUGUGUGAGGACUGUUCUCUGAACUGUGAGACCUGCGUAGACACCAGCGAUAACUGCAUCAGCUGUUCUAAAGGCACUUACAGACUGUUCCUGCACCAAGGGCAGUGCUGGUCCAAUUGCCCAGAGGGUUACUUUGAGACAGCGGAGGACACGUGUGAAGCCUGCGACAGCUCCUGCCUGACAUGUGAUGACAUCAGGUCCCAGUGUCUGUCCUGUGCCGACGGCUACUACUUGGAGAGCGGCGCAUGUCGACUCAACUGUUCAUUACGCACGUACGCGGCGGACGACGGCACCUGCAGACGCUGCCCGAGCCACUGCGACGUCUGCUCAGACGACCAGACCUGUUUCAAGUGCAGCUUCCUUUACUUGAUGCUGAAUGGUGCGUGCAAAGCAAGUUGCCCCAGGGGCUACUAUGAGGACAUGGAGGAGGGCCGCUGCGGUCAGUGCCACCCUACCUGUGCCAGCUGCUCAGGGCCCCUGGAAGACGACUGUGAUUCCUGCCCCUCGUUUAGCCCCAAACUCUAUAAGGGUGCUUGUUACAAGGACUGCCCCCCUGGCACCUACUAUGAACCUGCAGCUAAGGAGUGUCAAGAGUGCCACCAAACGUGUACGAGCUGCUCUGGCCCAGAGCCAGACCAGUGCAUUCUGUGCGAGAAGGGCCUGGUGCUGGAUCCCAACACGCUGCUGUGUGGCGUGAUGGGCGACACAGACUGCCCCACCGGGACCUACCUACACGACGACCGCUUCACCUGCAUGGGGUGCCACAGGCACUGCUACUCCUGUCAGGGUCCGGGCAACGAUGAAUGCCAGACAUGCGCUGUCCCCAAGUACCUUCAUAACAGCAGCUGUGUGAGCGAGUGCCCAGCUGGCACAUACGACACAAAGCAGCAAGCUGAUGGGAAGGAACUGGGAUUCUGUUUGCCUUGUGACCACAUAUGUUCCACCUGCACUGGCUCAUCCCCUAGAGAUUGCCUCACCUGCUCUCCAGGAUACCUGCUCCUCCUGGAUACUUGUGUCAACCAUUGUCCCACCGGGUAUUAUAAAGAUGGCUCCCAAUGUGAAAAAUGUGACCAGUCGUGUGAGCUGUGCACGGGACCAGGGCCUGAGUCCUGCAAGGUCUGUCCACCUCCUCUGCUGGAGCUGCAGGGCACCAGGCUGUGUGUCGACAGCUGCCCAAGUCACUUCUAUGAGCUUGCUGACGUCUGCAAACGCUGUCACACCAGCUGCAAGACCUGCAGAGACUCGUCACCUCAGAGUUGCUUGUCAUGCGACUGGGGAAGCAUCUUGAAGGACAACAUCUGUUACCCACAGUGUGAGGAGGGGCUUUACUUUGCAGAACAGGAGACCUGUGAGCCAUGCGACGCCUCGUGUAGGCACUGCGUGGGCCCCGGGCCCGACCGGUGUCUGGCCUGUCCCCCCGACUCUGGCCUCCACGCCAUGGAGAACCGCUGCGCCCGCUGCUGCGAGGCUGCAGCCGACGACACCGGUUGCUGCGUUUGUGACCGGACCUCAGCGCUCUGUGUCGAGGCCCCGCGUCCCAAGUCGGGAGACGCGCAGGAAACCAACCUGAACAUGUCGCCCCGGGCGCUGAAGCACACGUCGGCCGCGUUGCCCGUCGCCCUGCUGCUGGCGCUGGGUGUGGCCGUGGCGCUGUUCACCCUGGUCAAGGCUCACGCCAAGAAGAGGUUCUGCUGGAGCCAGAGCUACGAGAGGCUGAGCGGCAGCGCCGGCGGCGGCAUGCCCCACGGCGUGCCUGAGCCGGACAGCGGGGACGAGGUGGACGUGGUGUACACCAGCAAAGGGGGGUCGGUGUAUCGGCGCUACAGUUUCAUCCACGAGCAGGACGCUGACGCGGAGCGGGACGUGGACGAGAGCACCGGCCUCCAGCAGUUCUGAACCCACCCAGGCCAAAUGCAGCGACGUGCUGUGGAAGUACUAUAGUUAGAAUGUAGUAAUACUUUGUUUUAUUGUAUUUCUCUACUGUGUUUUCUAUAAAGUGCUUGUGUUUGUAUAUUGCAGACCUGAAUGAGGCAUCUGUGACUGAAAAAUAUAUAUUUUUCUGUAAAUGUCUGCAAUUUUUUUUUUCAUGACAUUGAAGUGAUGUUCGUGACUCAAAGGGAAUUCUUGAAUUAUAACUGAAAUUUGUAAAAUUUGUUGUAAAUAGGGACACACAAUUAAAUAAAAUAACCUCAUGCCUUAAA
Messenger RNA from Betta splendens (Siamese fighting fish), 3497 nucleotides. RefSeq names its product proprotein convertase subtilisin/kexin type 5. The transcript is spliced from 16 exons. The coding region runs from base 301 to 3192 and encodes 963 amino acids. NCBI's taxonomy places the organism in Eukaryota, Metazoa, Chordata, Actinopteri, Anabantiformes, Osphronemidae. The record is from RefSeq and is a predicted model, not a curated record.